Molecule: messenger RNA, 3252 nt
Organism: Diabrotica virgifera virgifera (western corn rootworm)
Lineage: Eukaryota; Metazoa; Arthropoda; Insecta; Coleoptera; Chrysomelidae
Product: semaphorin-2A
Exons: 12
Coding region: 26-2008 (660 amino acids)
Biological process (GO): negative regulation of axon extension involved in axon guidance; negative chemotaxis; semaphorin-plexin signaling pathway
Molecular function (GO): chemorepellent activity; semaphorin receptor binding
Source: RefSeq, a predicted model, not a curated record
UCAUGUACGAGAAUUUACCUGCGGGAUGAACUACUACCGCACCUUUCACAUAGACAAUAAAGGAGAAGCACUCUAUGUCGGAGCCAUGGACCGCGUCUACAGGCUGAACUUGAGCAAUAUCAACCAAUCAAGCUGCGAGAGAGAUGCUCUCAAUCUUGAGCCAACCAAUGUUGCGAGCUGCGUCUCUAAAGGAAAAUCAGAGCACUUCGACUGUCGCAAUCACAUACGAGUUAUUCAAUCGAUGGGGGAUGGAAGCAGACUUUACGUUUGUGGUACGAACGCUCACAACCCCAAGGAUUGGGUCAUCAAUUCGAACUUGACCCAUCUGCCUCGCAACACCUUCGUUCCCGGGAUUGGAAUGGGAAUUGCGAAGUGUCCUUACGAUCCUGCCGAUAACUCGACUGCAGUAUGGGUGGAAAGAGGCAAUCCCGGAGAUCUCGCCGGGCUGUAUUCUGGUACCAACGCAGAGUUCACCAAAGCAGACACUGUCAUCUUCAGGACAGAUCUUCAUAAUCUUACGACGGGAAGAAAAGAGUAUAGCUUCAAGAGGACUCUGAAAUACGACUCCAAGUGGUUAGACAAACCGAACUUCGUGGGCUCCUUCGAUAUCGGUGAAUACGUUUUGUUCUUCUUCAGAGAAACCGCCGUGGAAUACAUCAACUGCGGCAAAAGCGUUUACUCCAGAGUAGCUAGAGUCUGCAAAAAGGACACCGGAGGAAAGAAUAUCUUAUCGCAGAACUGGGCCACUUAUCUCAAAGCCCGACUCAACUGUUCCAUUCCCGGAGAAUUCCCGUUCUAUUUCAAUGAGAUACAAAGCAUCUAUAAAGUACCAGGUGAUGACAACAGAUUCUAUGGAACCUUUACUACAUCUACAAAUGGUCUUAUGGGUUCAGCCAUUUGUUCUUUUACUCUCUCAGAUAUACAAGAAGCAUUUAGUGGAAAAUUCAAAGAGCAGGCAUCUUCAUCAUCAGCUUGGUUACCAGUUUUGUCAGGCAAAGUACCGGAACCAAGACCGGGUACGUGCGUUAAUGACACAGAAACGCUCCCUGAUUCCGUUCUCAACUUCAUCAGAAGCCACCCCUUGAUGGAUUCCGCUGUAAUGCACGAGAACGAGAAACCUGUGUUCUUCAAGAGGGAUGUUUUCUUCACCAGACUAGUAGUGGACAAAGUGAAAGUUGAUAUCGGGGGAGACGUAUUAGAUUAUACUGUAUAUUAUGCUGGAACUAACGAUGGAAGAGUUCACAAGAUCGUGGAAUGGGCAAGAGAAGAAGAUUCAUCUUCGAUUCUUCUCGAUGUCUUUGACGUAACUCCAGGAGAACCCAUCCAAGUCAUGGAGAUUUCUAAAAUACAUAAAGCUCUCUAUGUAGCUUCCGAUCAUAGAGUAAAGCAAGUGGAUUUGGUGAUGUGCAACAGAAGGUACGACAACUGCCUCAGAUGCGUGCAUGAUCCUUACUGCGGAUGGGAUAAAGAUUUGAAUGUCUGUAAACCGUAUUCACCUGGUCUUCUUCAAGACGUCUCCAACAGAACCCACGAUGUUUGCGACAGUAGUGUCGUAAAAAAGAAGAUGAUCGUAACUUGGGGCCAGAGUCUUCAUUUGGGUUGUUUCCUCAAGAUGCCAGCCGUUCUUGCCACUCAGACGAUCACCUGGUACCAUUAUUCUAAGGAGAAAGGACGUUAUAAGAUCCAGUACAGACCCGAUAAAUACAUUGAGACUUCUGAACAUGGACUGGUUAUUAUUACUGUGACUGAAUCUGACGCAGGAAGGUACGAUUGUUGGAUGGGUGCCUCGUUGUUAUGCUCAUUCAACGUCACCGUCGAUGCCCAUAGGUGUUCACCUCCUGCCAAGAGUAACGACUACCAGAAAAUCUAUUCCGACUGGUGCCAUGAAUUCGAAAAAUACAAGUCCGCAAUGAAAACGUGGGAGAAGAAACAAGCUCAAUGUUCGACACGUCAAAACGCCAGCAACCAGAACAGCCAUCCAAACGAAAUAUACCGGCCGUUGGUGUGAUAGCUCAUUGAACGCGGGCCUUUGGCACUCACAUAUUUAGGUAUUCCCCUUUAUUGGACUCUCGUUUUAUUUGUGUAAAUAAAUAUUCACUUUCCUCGAGAGACAAAACGGCUGAUUGCAAAUCGGCAGAAGUGCCCUCUUUUUGUGAUUGAUGGAAGACGUCUUAACAGUUUCCUCCAGAUAGUGCUUGAAUUUUUGUGCUUUUUUGUCUUUUUUCGAUAUGUAUAUGGAUGACUUAACGAUUUGCAGUGUACUAGUGUCGUUUCCCAGGGUUUUGAAAUUAAUGACACAGGGUUUUUUACCACAUUAUUACUAAUGGAAAAUGCUGAAGGUACUACUACUUAUAUUUAACUAACUAAACAACAAAAAUGCUUAAAAUGUUCAUCCAAAUAAGGUGAUUUUGAGAAAUAUACCUUUUAAUUAUCUUAUUUUAUCCUUAUGUUACUCCCUUACACUGUUAAUGUCUUCACAUGUUUCUUUUAUGCUAUUUGAAGUGGAAGUCGAUAUUUGAACUCUCCGUCUAACAUUGCGUUGAUUGAUAUACGAUUUGACUAAUUUUGAGUAUUUUGGCCAAACUUUCAGUUUGGCGCGUCGAAUAAUAUAUCGCUUGUACUAUUUCGCCGACUUUAAAACAGUACUUUCAGUUGCAACUCUAAAACUGGAUGUCCCAGGUCAAAUUGAUCACCUCUAAUGCGAUCUUGGGUUAUAAGCUCAUGUUCGACACUUCUUUCUAUCUGUUCUAAUUACGGAGGAGUUAUAUUCACGGACAAACGGACGGACAGACAGACAUGGAUAAUUCAAGUUUUUCACCAUUUUUUUAAUGUUGUAAAAUGGGUGAAAAGAAUAAUUGGAUAUUUUCAAAUCUUUAUCAAUAGCUAACCUAUUUCAACAACUUUAAUUGUAUGUUUAAACAGCCGUCCACUUAAUGUUCUACUAUGCCCUGUUUUUACUAGGAGGAGUAAAUUCAGAAGACAGAUUCACACCCAAUAAUGUUACUAGAUAAAUCAGAACAUUCAUCUUCUUUUUGGUUGAUCAUGUCGGCCUUCGACGGUAAUCCAUAAAAAUAUUGUAAUGUAAUAUACACUAAGCACCAAAAUGAACGCACCACCUUAAAAAUGGAACAUUUUUGAUGUUUCGUAUUUCCUAAACCUGUUGUCCGAUUUUAGUGAUUUUUUUAGUAUAAUAUAGCUUUGUUCUUCAAGAAUAUCGGCGUAAUAAUACUAUUGCUAAAAAGGUAAGUGUCA